Molecule: messenger RNA, 582 nt
Organism: Seminavis robusta
Lineage: Eukaryota; Bacillariophyta; Bacillariophyceae; Naviculales; Naviculaceae
Source: the annotation of a GenBank genome assembly
AUGUGCAAGGUUGACAACAACUCUCCAACUGUGAUUGCUCCUGGCGUCGGCCAGCCUCGGCUCUACACUGGCGGAUUCGUCAAGGAGACCCAGGACGAGAUGACUGGUGUUACGCUUGGGCAGCAACGAUGCGGGAAGAUUGUCAUUACCAAAAUCCACCCCGACAGCUUGGCCUUUCGAGCCAACACGUCGCUCAAGCCAGGAAUGCAGGUUGUGAGCGUCAACACAACCCCGGUGACACCCCAGAUGAACUGUCAAGAUGCAGCCAACUUGUUGAAGGCUGCUGUGGGCGAUGUCACCAUCACCGCUGUCACACCCACCAAGAACGCGACGACUGUAAGCUUUGUCAAGAGCACACCGGACAUGCCGUCUGGACUGGUCUUUGGACGUGCUUGCAAGAGCAACAAAGUCGUCAUCAGCCGUGUCCUCCCAGGAAGUGUGGUCGCUCAACAGGCCCCUCAGCUAAAAAAGGGCAUGCAAGUGAAGAGCAUCAACAACACUCUUGUUCACAGUGGAAUGUCAGUCGAAGAAGUUGCCAACCUUGUGAAGCAGGCGUCUGGAGUUGUGACCAUUACAGCCUAA